Molecule: messenger RNA, 2109 nt
Organism: Rasamsonia emersonii CBS 393.64
Lineage: Eukaryota; Fungi; Ascomycota; Eurotiomycetes; Eurotiales; Trichocomaceae
Product: CUE domain protein
Exons: 1
Coding region: 1-2109 (702 amino acids)
Molecular function (GO): ubiquitin binding
Source: RefSeq, a predicted model, not a curated record
AUGGAAUUACCACCGCUGGCGCCAGUCCCACCAUCCCCCGUGCGGAAUCACAUCCCAAAUGAGGAAUGGGAAGCAUGUCUGGAUGCGUGGAUCGCACUCACUGAGCUGCGCUUGCGCAUAUCGGCCAAGGAAUUUGGAGAAUGUGCCGCGAAAGAUGCAUUCUACGCUUCCUUUCUCUCGUCGUACUUCCAGCAGAUGGCCGCCUCGAACGACCCGCGUCUGCAUGCGGGGCAGAAGGCGAGGAAUCUGCGGAGGUUGAAUUUCCUGCUGACGAAGAGGCUGCUGCUGGAGGUGUCGCCGACAUCGCCGGAGCUGCUGGAUUGGAAGUUCCUCGGUGACCUGAGCAUCUGCUAUCAUUCCAGCUCUGCUUUCAGGGCCGUGAUAUCAGAAGUAUGGGCCAGAUACCAGGAGACGAUAACAUCCAGCCUGGACAGCGGAAAGUCAGCAAUCAUGAAGCAGCUCUCUGCAUCAGCUUCUUUAACGGCAUCUGAUUUGCUUUUUCACAUUCGAAGAUUGACUGUUCUUGCCUCCGCACUGCCUGCCGCGGGCCAUGUCCUAAUGACAGGCUCCGAUUUUUUAGAUGCCAUCUACGACGCAUACAAAUCCAAGGCGCAUAAGAGCGACGGUGAAGCUCUUCGAAGCGCGCUCAUUGCGAUUGCAUACGUGGGUUUGACGUCCCUGCUCAAGGGCCCCAAACCGAAUCUGUCACUGCUCCUGGACCAUCUGUUCACCCUGAAGGUGGCUGCAGGCGUGGAUACCCCUGAUGCCAAAAAGGAGCCCGUCUUGUUGUCGGACUUGGUUUGCAGUACAGACAUGCUCACGCGGAUGGAACGAUACUUGAUCAGUUUCCCCCAAAGACGAGGCCAAGAUCUCGUCGCUACUCUGCGAGCAUACCAGCGGGAGACAAAACCGCUUCACAAUCGCUACCAGAAGCACAAGAGAAAAGACAAGGGCAAAGGACGAGCUCACGACGGAGUUGUCGAGGGAGAAUUUCACGCUCACAAGAUGUCUCUCAUUACGCAGAUCCAGGACCUCUUUCCGGACCUGGGAUCUGGAUACCUUGCACGAUUGCUUGACUUCUACGACGACAACGUCGAGACAGUCAUUGCGCAUCUUCUUGAUGGGUCACUACCGCCUGAACUCCAAUCUCUGGACAAGUCUGAGCAGCUUCCGGAUGCGCAGUUGGUUUCGCACGACGUUAUGGAACCGCGUCCAACAUCCCCGGAAGUCCCACCACCACCACCACCACCACUACCUUCGGAACCCACCUUCACCCGCAGAAUCAAUCUUGAUGAUGACGAAAUCGUCGAAGCAGCCCGGUCCGGAGAUGCAGGCCGGAAAGUGCAUUUCGGACGUGCAAACGCAGAGCUGACCGCGGAUGCUAUGCUGGCGGACCGCAGUCAGCACGCGGCCAACAAGGCAGCAAUCCUGUCUGCCCUGGCCACGUUUGAUUCCGACGACGACGAGCGCGAUGACACAUACGACGUGGCGGACGUCGGGGGAACGGUCGAUUCCGUGCCCACGGGCACCGACGCCGAAGCGGAGCAAGUCCGACGUGACCGCGCUGAAGAAACCGAAAUGACGCUUUUCCGCGCCUACAAGUCGAAUCCGGAACAGUUCGCGCGCAAUUCGGCAACCCGUCGCUCACAGCCUCGGACGGCGCUCAAGCGGGAGACGGGCAUGACCGACGAGGCAAUAGAAGGAUGGGCGCUGAUGCUGGAGCGUGAUCCUAAACGGAAAUCCAGGCUGGAGGCAAAACUGGCCCUUGAGGCUGGAGGAAGAGGAGGAGGUGGUGGUGCAGGAGCUGUCGCUCAGCCAGAGCUUCCUUCAACCUCGUAUCGAAGACCAAAUCCCAAGGAUGCGGAAGCAGACACCGAGACUACGGGAGAAGAAGAAGCCGAAGAGACCAGCGAUGGAGCCGCCGCCGGCGGCAGAGGCAGAGGUGGAGGUGGAGGUCCCGCCCGUGGUCGGGGUGGCGGCGGUCGAGGACGUGGUGAUGGCCGUGGUGGCCGUGGAGGCAGUCGAGGCGGUGGCCGGGGCAAAGCAAACCAUCAUCGACGAGAUCAACAUGCUAAGAAGAUGGCCAGAGCUGGUGCCCUACCCGGAUGA